This is a messenger RNA of Parastagonospora nodorum SN15, 1739 nucleotides long. RefSeq lists its product as hypothetical. Gene Ontology annotation, cellular component: cytosol. Gene Ontology annotation, molecular function: adenosylhomocysteinase activity. The transcript has 2 exons. Bases 48 to 1427 code for a protein of 459 amino acids. Gene Ontology annotation, biological process: L-methionine cycle. NCBI's taxonomy places the organism in Eukaryota, Fungi, Ascomycota, Dothideomycetes, Pleosporales, Phaeosphaeriaceae. The record is from RefSeq and is a predicted model, not a curated record.
CUCCCAAUUCCCCUCUCCAUCCCUUCAUUCCUCCCAUAACCGCCAUCAUGUCCGCUCCCGCACACAAGUUCAAGGUCGCUGACAUCAGUCUCGCGGCCUUCGGUCGCCGUGAGAUUGAGCUCGCCGAGAACGAGAUGCCCGGUCUCAUGGCCACGCGCGAGAAGUACGCCGCAGACCAGCCGCUGAAGGGCGCCCGCAUUGCCGGCUGCCUGCACAUGACCAUCCAGACCGCCGUGCUCAUCGAGACGCUCAAGUCCCUCGGCGCUGAGCUGACCUGGACGUCGUGCAACAUCUUCUCCACCCAGGACCACGCCGCUGCCGCCAUUGCCGCCGCCGGCGUGCCCGUCUUUGCGUGGAAGGGCGAGACCGAGGAGGAGUACGAGUGGUGCCUCGAGCAGCAGCUCACUGCCUUCAAGGACGGCCAGACGCUCAACUUGAUCCUCGACGACGGCGGUGACCUCACUGCCCUUGUCCACAAGAAGUACCCCGAGAUGCUCAAGGACUGCUACGGCGUGUCCGAGGAGACCACCACCGGCGUGCACCACCUCUACCGCAUGCUCAAGGGCAAGGGCCUCCUCGUCCCCGCCAUCAACGUCAACGACUCCGUCACCAAGUCCAAGUUCGACAACCUGUACGGCUGCCGUGAGUCGCUCGUCGACGGCAUCAAGCGUGCCACCGAUGUCAUGAUUGCCGGCAAGGUCGCCGUCGUCGCUGGUUUCGGUGACGUCGGCAAGGGCUGUGCCCAGGCUCUCCACAGCAUGGGUGCCCGCGUCAUCGUCACUGAGAUCGACCCCAUCAACGCUCUCCAGGCUGCCGUCUCUGGCUUCCAGGUCACCACCAUGGAGAAGGCCGCGUCCCAGGGCCAGAUCUUCGUCACCACCACCGGCUGCCGUGACAUCCUGACUGGCGUCCACUUCGAGGCUAUGCCCAACGACGCCAUUGUCUGCAACAUCGGUCACUUCGAUAUCGAAAUCGACGUUGCGUGGCUCAAGAAGAACGCCAAGUCCGUCUCCAACAUCAAGCCCCAGGUCGACCGCUACCUCAUGCCCAGCGGCCGCCACAUCAUCCUCCUCGCCGAGGGUCGUCUCGUCAACUUGGGCUGUGCCACUGGUCACUCCUCCUUUGUCAUGUCCUGCUCUUUCACCAACCAGGUCCUUGCCCAGAUCAUGCUGUACAAGGCCUCGGACGAGGCGUUUGGCAACAAGUACAUCGAGUUCGGCAAGACCGGCAAGCUCGACGUCGGCGUCUACGUCCUGCCCAAGAUCCUCGACGAGCAGGUCGCCCUCCUCCACCUCGACCACGUCAACGUCGAGCUCUCCAAGCUCAGCGACGUGCAGGCCGAGUACCUCGGCCUCCCCGUCGAAGGUCCCUUCAAGAGCGACAUCUACCCGUUACUAGAGAACUUGUUUAUAAUAUAUCAUGCAUAAGGCGCGGGGAAGUUUCAACACGACGUUAUGAAUCUGGGAUGAUACCCUACUGAAAAGUUGUUUGUCUUCAACGGCAUAGCUUCGAGUCUGGGACUCGGAGGGUUUAUAUUGGUUCAAAAAGGCGUUGUUCUUGCACACAUCAUCUUGCUUGACCCUUCAACCAUGGUCAGGCAUACGGAUGAUACCCAAAUGUUACGAGGGAGGUAGACAGACGCCUUAAAAGAGGCAGUUUAGUAGUUAGUAGUAGUGGUCCGCCAUCAACAAGGACUCGAGAAUCAACAAGUUGUGGGCAUGAGCUCGCGUUGACUCUCA